Penicillium waksmanii is the source of this 1074-nucleotide messenger RNA. RefSeq names its product NAD(P)-dependent alcohol dehydrogenase. Gene Ontology annotation, molecular function: zinc ion binding; L-iditol 2-dehydrogenase (NAD+) activity. The transcript has 3 exons. Bases 1 to 1074 code for a protein of 357 amino acids. The record is from RefSeq and is a predicted model, not a curated record. Gene Ontology annotation, biological process: D-sorbitol catabolic process. Lineage: Eukaryota; Fungi; Ascomycota; Eurotiomycetes; Eurotiales; Aspergillaceae.
AUGACUUCAGCUGCCACUGCCAAGAACCUUUCCUUCGUUUUAGAAGGAAUUCACCAGGUCAAGUUCGAAGACCGCCCCAUCCCCGAGCUCAAGAACCCCCACGAUGUCAUCAUCAACGUCCGCUACACCGGUAUUUGCGGCAGCGAUGUCCACUACUGGGAACACGGCUCAAUCGGCUCCUUCGUUGUAAAAGAGCCCAUGGUCCUCGGCCACGAAUCCGCCGGCAUAAUCACAAAGAUCGGAUCAUCCGUAACAUCCCUCAAAGUCGGCGACCGAGUCGCAAUGGAACCGGGCAUCGCCUGCCGACGCUGCGAACCCUGCAAAUCCGGCAAAUACAAUCUCUGCGAAAACAUGGCUUUCGCAGCAACCCCACCCUAUGACGGAACUCUCGCAAAGUACUACACCCUCCCUGAAGAUUUCUGCUACAAGUUGCCCGAUGCGCUGUCGCUGCAAGAAGGCGCUCUUAUGGAGCCGCUGAGUGUAGCUGUUCACAUUGUGCGCCAGGCUUCCGUGUCGCCGGGUCAGAGCGUUGUUGUAUUUGGCGCUGGUCCGGUUGGAUUACUUUGUUGCGCGGUUGCGACUGCGUUUGGGGCAUCUUCUGUUAUUGCCGUUGAUAUUCAGCAGAGUCGUCUUGAUUUUGCCAAGAACUACGCUACCACGUCGACUUUUAUGCCAGGAAAGGUAUCCGCGAUCGAGAAUGCGGAGCGUAUGAAGAAGGAGAAUAACCUCGGUGCUGGGGCGGACGUUGCCAUUGAUGCCUCUGGUGCCGAACCUUCCGUUCACACUGGUAUUCACGUCCUUCGUAAUGGAGGCACGUAUGUCCAGGGUGGAAUGGGGCGCAGCGAGAUCCAGUUCCCGAUUAUGGCGGCCUGUUCUAAGGAACUUACUCUCAAGGGUAGUUUCCGCUAUGGCAGUGGUGAUUAUAAGCUUGCUGUUGGACUUGUUGCGAGUGGGAAGGUUGAUGUUAAGAAGUUGAUUACUGGGACUGUUCAGUUUGAGGAGGCUGAGCAUGCUUUUAAGGAGGUUAAGGCUGGUAAGGGGAUUAAGACUUUGAUUGCUGGUAUUGCGGAGUAA